Molecule: messenger RNA, 806 nt
Organism: Paramacrobiotus metropolitanus
Lineage: Eukaryota; Metazoa; Tardigrada; Eutardigrada; Parachela; Macrobiotidae
Exons: 3
Coding region: 4-684 (226 amino acids)
Source: RefSeq, a predicted model, not a curated record
CAUAUGUAUGGAGAAUUUCCUGUAGCGUCUUAUGAGCUUCGCGGCAGGUUGCGGACGGCGCCUGAAAGGAUCUUGUGGAUGAUGGACAGCGAGACGAGUCACUGUGUCAGCCACACAACGGGUUUAACUUACGCCGGUGCAAGGACAUCGUAUUGGACGGAAAAGUUGCCGCAUCGGACUAAUUACAAGACCAUUGAUGGUGCUUUUAUCCCCACGUGGUUUCCAAUAGUGCUGGGUCUCCUGUUCGAGAUGUUCAUCUCAUUGCUUCUCGUCAUCAGUGGCUUUUCCUUUGCGCGUUUUGCCACAUCGCGUUACGGUUGGGAAUUUCUGGUCUAUUUGGUGAGGUGCAUGGCGGAAACGCUUCAAAGCACCUAUUUGGGGAAGUGCUUCGCUGGAGCAGAUCGAUGCAUCGAGGCGUAUUUCGCAAAGCACUUUGGCGGUAAAACGGAUGACCACAGCACUGAACGGACCCGUCGCAGCAGUCCAGCGGUAAAGGAAGAUGCCCUUGAAAUCUUGGAAAGCAACAGCGCAUCUAUUAUUGAUGAUGAUGAUUCACAGUGCGAAUCAACUGAUGGCGACCUAUCGAACGCAGCGGACGAGGAACGCGGUGCUGGCGGGGAAUAUUCGUGCGCAUGUUCCCAGCUAGGCAAUCUGGUCCUGGACACUGCUAGCCGCAUAACCUGAUAACGCGUCCCAAGGGGAACCGCUAAUACUAACAACGCGCUGCCAGUCGCGUGUGGAUGCGUGGAUGCGCAUGACCGGCGCGUGCACCUGUUGUUCAUGCUGUUGCAUAACUAACUUUCAUU